Penicillium atrosanguineum is the source of this 2676-nucleotide messenger RNA. RefSeq lists its product as uncharacterized. NCBI's taxonomy places the organism in Eukaryota, Fungi, Ascomycota, Eurotiomycetes, Eurotiales, Aspergillaceae. The record is from RefSeq and is a predicted model, not a curated record. The coding region runs from base 1 to 2676 and encodes 891 amino acids. The transcript has a single exon.
AUGGAUCCCUACCUCUCUCGAACUCUCCAGUCGCUGACUCGGAGCAAAAUUCACGAGCUCAAAAAACAACGCAGUAAAUACGAAUCUCGCAAAGCCAAAGUUCUCGUGACCGCAGCUCAGUGCUCCGCCCUACGCGAUAAAGUCGCAUGCCUCCUGGCUGGAACCAAGGAGCUCGCACCGGGCGCCAGUAAAGAUAAUGCCAUUUUGAAUAUCGAGCACUGGAUUGAACAGGCUAAAUACGAUUCCUCAAUCCCUUCCGAGAAGCUCGAGUGCUUCGAAACACACCUAUGUAACGCGCUAGAUGCCCAUAGUCGAAAGCUGAGUCUUGCGGAUUUGUAUUCACGACUGUUGACUGAGUGGAUGAACCCGCCAUCCAAUCAGACCAAUGAGGCUACAAAAGCCUCCAGCGAGGACGACGACUUCCUCCUUAUUGAUGAGCGACAAAAACAAAGACUUAAGCAACUAUGCGAUCAGUUCGAGAGAACAGUCUUCGAGCCUCAUCAAACCGAUCAAAUUGAAAUCGACUUGUUUCUCUCCGGACUGUUCACAACCGAGAAAAGCAAGAACGCCCUGAAAUCCUUGCGCGAGCGGGUAGGGAGGGAGCUGGUGGUUAUCUGGGAAGAAAAAGACCCUUUUACCAUCGACUCGCUGUCUGACUGCAUCCGUGGCAUUCAGGCAGAGGAGGUAGUCAGUGAAGAGAAACAAGAGACCUUGAAACACUUCGUCAACAACAAAAUCGCACUGAACGAGAUUGCCGAUGUCCUCAACAUGCGAUAUGCGGACCUGAAGAAUUGGGACUGGCAUACUGAUGACGAGGGCGUACCCGUGCUUCCUCGUCAGCAGCUGAAUGGCAAAUACAGAAUCUGGAUGGACGAAGAUGUCCUCGAGACCAUUUUUGUGGAACACAUUUGCAUCAAGCUUUGCGUUACGUUUAAAAUUAUUCUGAAAGACUACAUCCAGAGCAACGCUGGUUGGAAGUUCACGCAGGGCCCGGAAUUGACGAAUCGUGAUCGCCUUCGACGACGAUAUUUCCUUGAAGAAAUCUCAGCUUUUGAUCAUUCCAACAAAGUGGAACAUUGUCGCGAGCAGGAGUUUGUCGAUACCUUUUUCCUUGCAUCUAUGCCAGAAGGUCAAGACACAUUAGCGAGCCGUGUUUGCGGGUAUGAUGAAGACGAAGAUGACGGUCAGCGAGGAAGCUCAGCUCCGAAGAGUGUGAAACAGCAGCUUCUGAGAAAGAUAGUGACCGAAACAUUUUUCCGCCGUCAAUUCUAUGGUCAGGCUGCUGUAAUUCAAUCGGAUCUACAGUGGUAUGCCACGUCGAUUCCGCACAGUACCGUCUCUGCCAUCUUGGAAUUCAUCGGUUUCCCGCGAGAAUGGAUUCAGUUUCUGCGAAAGUACCUUGAAACGCCUUUAAACAUGGACAACGCAUUUGAAGGACAUGAGAAAAUCGGACCUCGCAAGCGCAGACGAGGUAUCCCGAUCGCACAUGCUUCAGAGAAGGUGAUCGGGGAGUUGAUCCUAUUCUUCAUGGAUUAUGCCGUGAAUGAAAAGACCGGUCUGCUUCUGUAUCGUCUCCACGAUGAUAUUUGGCUGACCGGUGAUCCUGAAAAAUGUGCUCAGGCUUGGGAAGUCAUGCAAACUUUCGCUGGCAUCACCGGCCUCCAGUUCAACAAAAGCAAAUCUGGGUCGGUUUGUCUCGGUGACGCUGUCAGCGACCAAGUCAAGUCCCGCAUGCCUCAGGGCUCAGUCAAAAUUGGCUUCUUGAUGCUGGACCCGUCAACAGGAGAAUGGGUUAUUGAUCAUUCUCAAGUCGAUACACAUGUCCGGCAGCUGAAAAAUCAGCUUGAAAACUGCGAUAGUGUCAUCUCAUGGGUUCGUACCUGGAACAGCUGCAUUGGGCGGUUCUUCAAGAACACAUUUGGUGAGCCGGCGUACUGUUUUGGACGUCCCCAUAUCGAUGCCAUUCUUGACACGUACAAGAAGAUGUAUGAUAUAGUUUUUGGUACAGAGAAUACCCAGCCCGGGCAUACUGUCACAGACUAUCUGAGGAGAAGAAUUGAAUCUGAGUUCAACGUUUUCGAUGUUCCAGACGCAUUUUUCUUCCUUCCUGAGAAGCUUGGUGGUCUUGGCCUGCGAAACCCCUUCGUCUCGAUCUUCAUGCUGCGCGACACUUUGACAAAAUCGCCACGAGAGCUAAUGGCAGAGUUCAUGAAGAGCGAACGUGAAUCAUAUGGAGUUGAAAAGGAAUUCUUCGACAAGAAGACCGCGACUCAGCAACGUCGAAUCUGGCAGGACAUAGAAAGCAACAGUGAGCCUGAUGAGCUCAAGGAAGCUUUCUCACCAGGUGAGAAAGGCAGAUUCUUGUCUUUUGACGAGUGGAGCAAGUUCCGUGAAGCCAAAAGCUUCAAAUUGAGCGAACUGUAUGGUCAUUUCAUGGAUGUUCCUAGCUCGAGUUACCCAGCGAGAACACGCGCAGUGGGGGAUGCGGUGAGAAUGGCUCGGAACAUGUUCGAUAUCGGGAACCCGGGGGCGGAAAUGGAGUGGAAUCUGUACCUGUAUGCAGAGGACCUUUUGACCAAAUUUGGUGGGCUGAAUCUGGUGGACAAGCAGUUUUUGCCUAUGGGCGUGCUGGACAUGAUCAAAGGAAAGAAGGUGAGGUGGCAGAUGGUGCUAUAG